AUGUCGGCAGCUUUGAGGAGGACCCUUCAUCGUCAGGCUGUGAGGACUGUCGCAAAGAGGCAAAGACUUGAUGAGUUGGUGCAGCAUAUCUACGGGCCUAGACUUGCUGAUCAAUCCGGAAGUGACAGCAGUGACAGUGAUUCCAUUCCACUUCUUGAUUGCCAUGGUGAUGUUAUUGCUGAUGACGAAGGUUCUGAUGGUGUUGUUAUUGCUGAUGACGAAGUCCAACAUGACGAAGUUUCUGAUGGUGGUGUUGAUGAUCAUGAAGAUAGUGGUCGCUCGGAUUCAGAUGGCGUUGAAAGUGGUUCUAGUAGGGAGUCCAAUGUUGACCACGAAUCAAACAGUGGUGACGAUGUUGAAAGUAAUAUGAGUGACGGUAACCCGCAGUUUCAGAACAAUGAGGAAAGAGAGGAAUAUGUCAUAGAUGCUCUGCGUGAGUGGGCUCAGGAGCCAGGAGUCUUAUCAAUGUCGAAACUAGAUGCUCUGUUGCACAAGUUAAAAGUUGUGUUUCCCAAUAUGCCACUGUCCUACACCACCCUUUUCCAUUCAAAUUAUGAAUUUGACAUUUCAGAACUACCCUCUGGUGGAAAAUUGUGGUACAAGGGAUUUCGUGCCAAUUUAGACCAGUUAGAUUUGAAGGAUUAUCUUGUCAAGCACAAGAAAAUAGUGUUCGAUAUUGGUAUGGAUGGCCUUCCUCUAGUUAAUGUGAAGUUGUGGCCAAUUUUAGCUUACUUGAUUGAUAAAGAUAAUGACCCCUUUAUCAUUGGAGUUUAUCUAGGUUCUGAAGAUCCCAAAGAUGUAAAUGAAUUUCUGGAGAAGUAUUGUGGUGAACUUAAGCAUUUGCUUGAAAAUGGAUAUAGGAUUGGUGAUGACAUAUAUGAAGUGGAAGUGAGGAAUUACAUUCUUGAUGCUCUUGCUCGUUCUUUUGUCAAGUGCUGUGUUCGUCAUAAUGGUCAUGCUGGAUGCGAAAAGUGCUGUGUCUGGGGCGAGUACAUCAAUAAUAGAAUGAUUUUUGAGGACUUGGAUGCCCCUCUUCGCACUGAUGAAUCGUUUAAAAAAAGAGAACAACCAAGACACCACAGAGGUGACUCACCUUUAGAAGAUUUAAACACGCCUAUGAUCUCAGCUUUCCGGCUUGAUCCUAUGCAUUUGCUUUGGGCAGGAGUUGUUAAGCGUCUCUUAGACUUCUGGUUGAAUCAGAUUGGACCAUGGAAACUGCAUUUUGAGAUUGCUGGUCAUAUUUCAUCUGUGUUUGAUUUUCUCAGAAAAUAUUGCCCUGUAGAUUUUAAUAGGAAACCCAGGUCUUUGCAUUAUUUUAAGAGUUUCAAGUGCACUGAACUGCGGCGCAUAGCUCUGUAUGAUGGCAUCCUAGCUUUUAAAGAUUUGAUUGAUACAAAUAUUUACAAGCACUUUCUUCUUUUGCAUUGUGCAGUUUAUAUUCUCAGCAGCAAAAGUCUGUUUGCUGAAUUCAGAGAUUUAGCGAUUGAACUUUUGAGAACCUUUGUCUCUCAUUCACCUGCCAUUUAUGGCCAUAGUUUUGUGGUCUACAAUGUGCACUCAUUAAUCCAUCUGGUUCAGGAGUGUGACAGAGGCCUAACGCUGGAUGAGAUUAGUGCUUUCAAGUUUGAAAAUCAGCUUAAGACGAUCAAGCAGACUUUGAGGUCUGGUUUGCAUCAUCUCCAACAGUUAGCUCGCAGAGAUGCAGAAAAAAAAAGUCCUGUGGUCAAACUGUCUUCAUCUAAAGCAGCUAAUGUUGUUCUGUCUUUUAAGCGGCCUGGCUUUAACAAUAGGGUUCCUGGUCAGCAUUACCGGAGAGUAAAGUCUGGAAGAUUGUUGCUGAAACUUGGGAAGUCUGACAGCUGUGUGUCAUCUGUGCAUGGUGACAUCAUUGUGCUGAAGGAUAUAGUACUGAGACAGAGAAAACUUUAUUUAAUAGGUAGAAAAUUUCUAAAUGUGGAAGAUUUUUAUGAUUAUCCCAUACCCUCUUCUCAGCUUGGUAUCCUCAAGGUUUCUGAGCCAGGGCAUGAAUUAGUAACACUUCGCCUUCGUCAUAUCAAAAGCAAAUGUUAUCUUAUGCCAGAUGGUGACAAUUUUUUAUGUGCUCCCAUUCUUCAUACCAGAAAAUAG
Molecule: messenger RNA, 2127 nt
Organism: Frankliniella occidentalis (western flower thrips)
Lineage: Eukaryota; Metazoa; Arthropoda; Insecta; Thysanoptera; Thripidae
Exons: 1
Coding region: 1-2127 (708 amino acids)
Source: RefSeq, a predicted model, not a curated record